AGGGCAGAAUAGGAGGGUUCUGAAACAACAAUUGUAAAGAAAGAAAAGAUUGAUAAAGGAUGAGAUUGUGGAGAAAUGGUAACGUGACCAUCCUUGGAUCAAUAAAAUCAUGGAAGUCACUGUUGGAUCUAAAGAGGAAGGACCAAAUAUCAACUGCUGCACUGUCUACAUCUACAGUGACGACGAGCCGAAGAAGAAUCCCAACUGUUUUUAAUCUUGUUCGUUUAUAUUCUACGGAAGAGCUGCAGCAGCCUCAAUUGUCUGUUGACCUAAUUAAAAUGAUGGAACAAAGAUUAUCAUCAAUUGAGAACAGAAAUGCUCAUCUUCAGCGUUUUCUAAAUCAGCCAGAGUUAACACCUUCUGAAUAUUCAACUGCCAACAAAGAGCUCAAGAAACUCAGAGAUUCAGUAGAUCUCAUAACCGAGUUAAGGGCAAAACAGAAAGAGAUUCAGGAACUGAAAUCGGUACUUUCCGAAUGCCAAGAUGACAAGGACAUGCAGAAGAUGGCUUCGGAGGAAUUGAGUGAAGCCACAGAAGGAGAGAAAGAAUUGCAGCUUCUCCUUCUAAAGUCAUUACUACCCAAAGACGAUGCUGACGAGAGGGACUCCAUUCUCGAAGUGAGGGCAGGAACUGGAGGGGAAGAAGCUUCUUUGUUUGCAAUGGACAUAUUCAAAAUGUACGAAAAAUAUUCGGCGAAGAAAGGUUGGAAAUACGAGGUUCUAGAAAUAGCUGAGUCUGAUCUUAAAGGAUACAAAGAAGCUAUUGCCUCUAUAUCUGGAUCUGGUGUAUACGGGAAAUUGAAAUUCGAAAGUGGAAUUCACAGAGUUCAGCGAGUGCCUGUGACAGAGAAAGGUGGACGCGUUCACACCAGUGCUGUCUCCGUUGCAAUUCUACCGCAGGCAGAUCAGUUAGAUGUGAAAUUGAGAAAUGAAGAUUUGAAAAUUGAUACUUACAGGUCAGGAGGAUCAGGAGGUCAGCACGCGAAUACCACAAACAGUGCUGUGAGAAUCACUCACGUGCCAUCGGGGAUAACUGUUUCCAUACAAGACGAGCGAUCCCAGCAUAUGAACAAGGCCAAAGCACUAAAAAUAUUGUGUGCAAAACUAUAUGAAAUCGAGCGACUCAGAUUUCAGUCGAGUAGAUCAAAACUUCGAUUAGAGCAGAUUGGCAGUGGGGACAGAUCUGAACGGAUCCGCACAUAUAACUUCCCUCAAGGACGGGUUACUGAUCACCGCGUUGGCAUCACAACUCAUUCCUUAGAUGAUGUUAUGCAGGGAGAGGAUUUGGAUACUUUCAUUGAUGCUCUCCUUUUGCGGGAGGAAAUGGACGCCAUUGCAUCCUUCAGCUCCACCUAAUGUUAGCUGUCAGCAAUCGCGCUGGGAAAGAAAAUAUUGUACACAACUCCUACAUUUUGUUAUAUUCGGGGAAAACUUCAACAAUAUGAAGUCCGACAAAAGUCAUUCUUGGG
Nicotiana tabacum (common tobacco) is the source of this 1468-nucleotide messenger RNA. RefSeq names its product peptide chain release factor 1, mitochondrial-like. Gene Ontology annotation, molecular function: translation release factor activity, codon specific. Gene Ontology annotation, biological process: translational termination. The record is from RefSeq and is a predicted model, not a curated record. NCBI's taxonomy places the organism in Eukaryota, Viridiplantae, Streptophyta, Magnoliopsida, Solanales, Solanaceae.